Molecule: messenger RNA, 4178 nt
Organism: Syngnathus typhle (broad-nosed pipefish)
Lineage: Eukaryota; Metazoa; Chordata; Actinopteri; Syngnathiformes; Syngnathidae
Gene: cpne4b
Product: copine IVb
Exons: 19
Coding region: 2095-3750 (551 amino acids)
Biological process (GO): cellular response to calcium ion
Cellular component (GO): plasma membrane
Molecular function (GO): calcium-dependent phospholipid binding
Source: RefSeq, a predicted model, not a curated record
AUCUGAUUAUACAAACGCCGACACAGAGCUUUGAAAUAACAGGACCAAUCAGCAAGACGAUGGCUGUACAUUCUUCAUGUGACCCGACCAUAGUUUGACAUCUUCUGGCCACACACCACCCUGCCUACAAAGUCAUCGGAUCUUUAUUGCCGACGCCGCUGGUGCUUAUGAAGCGAGAGAAAAGAUUUACCUUCAUUCCAGAAAACUCAUCUUGCUGCUGGAGGCUCCUUUUCUAUGGACCACCAACCGGUCUCAGAUGACGCUGAUGCACCGCAUCGCCAGUCGAGUGGGGUCCCUGGAUGCUGCGCGCUCCCCGCGGCCCCCCGGUGGACUCAGCGGAUUACAAACUCCGCAUCCAUCCUCAGCUCUGCAGUGUUGUGGGUGACUGAAAUCCUGAUAGACAAAAGCGUGUGAGAGGAGGAGGGAAAUGGGUCCGGAGACGGCGAGGUAGGUACCCCUGAUUGUCACAUCAGCAGCGUGGAAGUUCUUCGGCUUGCUCCGAUCUUCUCACCAAGUCUCAGUGGGGUGAGUUUUGUGCAUAAAAGCCGCCUCCUCUGCAUUGUGCAUGAAAAGUGUCUCGCAUGCUUUGCAAAAAAACAACAAAUUGCAACGUAUGUACAUUUUGUCAUCAUGUGGUGGAGUUAGAUAAAAAAAAAAAUCCUCUAUGUUUAGUGGGCCUUUGCUUAUGCAUAUUAAAAAGCCGCACAAAACAUAAAAUUCAAAAGCUGUUGCUUCAAUUAGAAAAAAAAAGAGAAGCUCUGUAAUCUUUUUUUCACGCUGCUGCUUGUUUCUUCUCUUUCUUUCAUCCUCUUUCACCCCCUUGCCCUCCUCUCUUCCUCCCUCACUCCUCCUCAUCUCUAACCACUUAUAAAUCAAUUUUGGGUGUAUUGUCAGUCAGCUGAACACAAUUUUGUCUUCUCAGUCAUGACUAUUAACCCACCAAGAGUUAGUUCCUUGACACGCUGCCUCUUUAGUAAAUCCCACGAAAAGGCAAUACCAUUGCACCUCGUCUGGUAACCAAUAAGGUCGACUUGAUGCUUCCUGUGACUGAAUCAUUUGUCACAUCUGUCAGAGGGGCACGUGCGCCGCCAAAGGUGAAUGGGGGUACACAGUCAAGGUAGAGUACUUGAUUGAUUGGCAGAGUGCGGCGAGAACGAGCGUCAAAGAAACAUUACAUAUUAAUCCUGGUUGAAGUACACACCAAUAUCAGAGCAAGAGGCUUUUUCUUUCCCGAUAAGAGAUGAGUGUUAAGCCCCCUAGUGCCACUGCAAUAUCAUUUUAUGUGGGCAAAUAAAGUGAGUCAAUUUUAAAUUUGCUAUAUAGUUUUUUUUUUAUUUUGACAGAAAACCCGUCGCCCAACGAAAAUGAGAUUUUUUUUCCUUCACUUGAACAAUUUUGUCAAUUUGUUGUCAUCUGUCUGACUCACAGUUUCUGUUCUAUGGUUAUCAUUACAUUUUUCACUUUGCUUUUUGCGGCAGGAUCACGAAAGGCAAAAGCAAGUGUCAGUUGUCACACAUCUGUCCUAAGCUUGCAUCCAUGUCCGCAUGUCAGUGAGCCCAUUCGGCACCACUUUGCUAAAAAUACUCGGCACCGACCAACACACACAAACCCAAGAAACAUGAAUUAUUGAGGACGAGGGGAGGAGUGAGAUCCAGGUCAGAGUCAGACCCAGUUCCGAGAGCUUAAGUCCCUAAGGGUGAUGUUACCAGACCACCACAUUUAUAUUCACUUUCCACCAUCUACAUUAGCACAUCUUCAGACCUGUGGUUAUCCUUUCGGGUGAGACAAAGCGGCUGGAGGCCGCAGAAUGGAUCUGUGCACUUUUAUCCAUUUGUCUUCAGCAGCAAUAAAUUCAAUAUUGGCUUUAACCAGAUGUUAAAUUGAUCUGACUUGACAAACGUUAGCACAUUAACAUUUAUUAGAGUAAUUAAAGGACAUUUAUGGAUGAUACUCUGGGGCAUUUUAAGAGGGACGUUUGUUUUUUAAAUAUUGCAAAAUUAUCUGGAUAGAUGGAUAUGAUUGGAAUCUGACCAUCUAAAAUUGCAUCUGUUAUUCUCUCUCUCUCUCCUUUUAGCGCGUGAUUGCGCAUUCACGAUGAGUAAUAUCUACGAGUCUGCAGAGGCCACGCUGGGCUUCAUCAGCUCUCCGUGCCUAACCAAAGUGGAGCUGAGAGUUGCCUGUCGGGGAAUCUCAGACCGAGACGCCCUCUCCAAACCCGACCCUUGCGUGGUUCUAAAGAUGCAGUCUCAUGGCCAGUGGUUUGAGGUGGACCGAACGGAGGUGAUUCGCAGUAGUAGCAGCCCGGUCUUCUCCAAGAUCUUUCUGGUGGAUUACUACUUUGAGGAGGUCCAAAGGCUGCGUUUUGAACUUCACGACAUCAGCUCGGGCAACAACGGCCUCCGCGAUGCUGACUUUCUCGGGGCCAUGGAGUGCACCUUGGGACAGAUCAUCUCACAAAGGAAGCUCACCAAAUCACUCCUCAAACAAGGAAACACUGCUGGAAAAUCUUCCAUCAUGGUGACGGCGGAGGAGCUGUCCGGUAACGACGACUACGUGGAACUCUCCUUCAGUGCUCGUAAACUGGACGACAAGGACUUCUUCAGCAAGUCAGAUCCGUUCCUGGAGAUUUUUAGGAUAAAUGAUGACGGGAGUGAGUCUCUUGUACACCGGACAGAGACGGUCAUGAACAACUUGAGCCCUGUUUGGAAAUCCUUCAAAGUUUCCUUCAACACGCUCUGCAGCGGAGACCAGGAAAGAGAGCUAAAGUGCACCGUUUGGGACUGGGACUCUAAUGGAAAGCAUGAUUUUAUUGGGGAGUUCCAAACCACAUUUAAGGAGAUGAGGGCAGAGCAGGAGGGCAAGCAGUGGGAAUGCAUCAAUCCGAAAUAUCAGAUGAAAAAGAAGAACUACAGAAACUCCGGAGUCGUCUUUCUUAACCACUGUAAGAUCAUCAAAAUGUAUUCGUUCUUGGAUUAUAUCAUGGGAGGCUGUCAAAUCCAGUUCACCGUGGCAAUAGACUUCACAGCAUCCAAUGGGGAUCCACGAAACAGCUGCUCCCUCCAUUACAUCCACCCCUACCAACCCAAUGAGUAUCUCAAAGCUUUAGUAGCCGUGGGGGAGAUCUGCCAAGACUAUGACAGCGAUAAAAUGUUCCCGGCUUUUGGUUUUGGAGCUUUAAUACCGCCUGACUUUAAGGUGUCACACGAUUUCGCCGUGAACUUCGAUGAAGACAAUCCCGAAUGUGCCGGGAUCCAAGGUGUGGUUGAGGCCUACCAGAAUUGUCUUCCCAAGAUUCAGCUAUACGGGCCCACCAAUAUCGCCCCGAUCAUCCAGAAAGUAGCCUCGUCCGCCUCGGAGGAGAUGCACACCAAAGAGGCCAUGGAAUAUUUCAUCCUCCUCAUUCUGACAGAUGGCGUCAUCACCGACAUGGCCGACACGCGGGAGGCCAUCGUGCACGCCUCCCACCUCCCCAUGUCCGUCAUCAUCGUGGGCGUGGGCAACGCCGACUUCACCGACAUGCAGAUUUUGGACGGCGACGACGGCAUCCUGCGUUCUCCCAAGGGCGAGCCCGUCCUCCGAGACAUCGUCCAGUUUGUCCCUUUCAAGGAUUUCAAGCAUGCGUCCCCAGCUGCCCUGGCGAAAAGUGUUCUGGCAGAAGUCCCGAACCAGGUGGUGGAUUACUAUAACGCUAAAGGCAUCAAACCCAAGUGUAUGUCGGACUAUGAGUCAACAAGGACCUUUAGUCCCUGACAAUGGACUUGCUACAUAAUAUGUUUACACUAAAAUGCAAAUGAGCAUUCAUGUAAAUACAUAGACAUUUGUUUAGCUCAGAGAAAUAGCUUGUUCUGGUAAACCAAUUUGAACUCCAUCAAUGACUAUUGCAUGUUUGGCCAUGAUGGAAUUAACUUGGGAAUUAAUACUAGCUUACAGUUCUUUAUAGGAAACGAGUUUACUGAACCAGCAUGCAGACCUCAGCCAACUUAAAGAAAUGACACGAUACCUUAUUUGGAUAACUAGCAAGUGUGAUGAAUGUAUUCUGAAAAUUAGCAUUGCACUUUGUAUUUACUCUUUACAUACAUAAUAGUUUCCCUGUUUGUGUUUUGCAUUCAUGCAUGAUUAAUUCUGCUUGCAAAUCCCUCAUAGAGGCUUGCUGGUUAUGAAAUAAAGUAUUUCUGUCA